AUGGAGCCCUUCCAAUCCCUUCCUUUCCUUCUCCUCUACGGCUCCGCCAUCGCCAUCGCCAUCGCCAUUGCCUCCGCCGACUCUUCGCACUCCCUCCUCCGCAUGCGCAUCGCUCCCGCCGGCGCCGGAGGAGCCGCCGACGGCCUCUUCUGCGACAGCUGGAGGCUCUCCGUGGAAACCAACAACGCCGGGUACUGGCGGACCAUCCCGCCCAAGUGCCUCGAGAUCGUAGCGACCUACGUGAACGGGGACCGCUACUUGUCCGACUCCGAUAUCAUCGCCGUUGACUGCUUGUCCUUCGCCGAGACUGUCCGGAUCGUGGGCGACAAGAAGGAUGUGUGGGUCUUCGACAUCGACGAGACGCUGCUUUCCAAUGUUCCCUACUAUUCCGUCCACGGAUUCGUGUAAUAAAUGCCCUUACAACAAUUAGAUCGAUUCGGAUAACUACGUUUUUCUUUCACCUUUGAUCAGAUCGGAAGCUUUCAAUGAAACUUCAUUCGACGAAUGGGUGGCCCUGGCGAGGGCUUCGGCUUUACCUGCAAGUCUAAGGUUGUACGAUCAACUACUCGGUCUCGGAUUUCAGAUCGUUCUU
Zingiber officinale is the source of this 592-nucleotide messenger RNA. RefSeq names its product acid phosphatase 1-like. The coding region runs from base 1 to 408 and encodes 135 amino acids. The record is from RefSeq and is a predicted model, not a curated record. Lineage: Eukaryota; Viridiplantae; Streptophyta; Magnoliopsida; Zingiberales; Zingiberaceae. The transcript has a single exon.